Messenger RNA from Carica papaya (papaya), 998 nucleotides. RefSeq lists its product as uncharacterized. The record is from RefSeq and is a predicted model, not a curated record. NCBI's taxonomy places the organism in Eukaryota, Viridiplantae, Streptophyta, Magnoliopsida, Brassicales, Caricaceae.
GGUUUUAUAAAGUGUAUAAACAUAUGCUUGUGUGUGUUUAGAGAUAUAUCAGUUUCAACAGGCUGCUGCAGCGCACGGGAUACACAUAGUUUCCGGUGCUUUAUAAUAACUCCACAACAACCAACUUUUUCUCAUACUCAUAUUUCACAACAGCCUUUUUCUUCAUGUACAUGAAUCCAUUUUCAAACGAUAUUUCUCGUACAUCAAACUGGAAGAAGCCCCUAACCAUGGAUGGAAAGCUAAAUUUAAAUGCUCCACUCUUGUCGAUCAAACGUCCUGGAGGUUACAUUGCUGAGGAGAUGCCAUCAGUAGUUGCUUCCAGUGAUCUUCAAAGCAACAGGAUUCCGUUUUGCUGGGAACAAGCUCCGGGAAGACCCAAAAACUCAGAGAGCUGCAACACAAAUAUUCUUGAGCAUGAAUCUGAGACGCCUCGUCCAAAGCUUCCACCAGGCAGAACAUGGCAUCCUCCACCAAUACCUCUUCAUCAUCAUCAAGUCCGUGUCCAUGAUCACGAUGACGGCUGUGAUGCUGACAUUGAAGACGACGAAGACGAUGACCAAGCUUUUUUCUCUGAUGCCAUGGAGGUGUUGUCCCUGACAGAGGCCAUAGACAUUGCUGAAAAGGCAGAUAAAGCGCGUGUGUGGAAUUCAAAAAGUACUGAUGACUUAGAUGGGUUAACUUUAGAGAGUGUUGAGCAUAGUGGCAGCCUGUCUCCAAGUUAUAUUAUUGAACGUUUUCUUCCAGAUGCUGCUGCAUUAGCCACAUAUUCAGCUCUAUCUGUUUCGAACAACUGGAAUCCGAAGCUUCCAUACAUGUGCAGUUAUGAUCCAGAGAGUGGUGCAGAUGGGCAUUCGUAUUCUUCUUCUUCCUUGAAGGGUUGUGGUCUGCAAAUGUUUUUGCCAUGGCGGAUGAAGCACAAGAUAUGUGGUGUCAAAAGCCCUGUUAGGAAGAAAAACUCUGCCAUUCUGCAACGUUCCAAACAAAGAAACAAACAUUAA